AUGGAGAUCCUCACGAGAGCGGGAGCCCUCGCAUUCCUCCCACUGGCGACCGCAAUCCUCGUUGUCAUCUGGGCACUGAUGGGAAUCUACAAGCGCAACUACUGGCGAGCACGGGGCAUUCCCCAGCACCUUACGAAUACCCUGAUAGGCGUGCACGGUCCUUUCUACUUGCGCGAGCGAGCCUUUGCCGAGCACACGAUCGACCUGUACAACGCCCACCCGGGUGCUCGCUACUACGGCUCCUUUGACCUGCUCACCCCGGUCAUCGUCCUCAAAGACCCGGUCAUCAUACGCGACGUGUGCGUCAAGUACUUUGACCACUUUCACGACCACAACAGCUUCGUCACCGAGGACAUGGACCCGGUGGUGGGCCGCAACGUUUUCUCCCUAACGGGGGCGCGGUGGAAGGACAUGAGGAGGACCUUGACACCGAAUUUCACGGCCAGGAAGAUGAAGGGGAUGGUCAAGCUGGUGGCCGAGUGCUCGAAAAAGUUCGUCGGGUACUUUGAGGAGCAUCCGGAGGUUGCGGCUUGUUUCGAGGCGACGGACACCUUCACCAGGUACGCCAACGAUGCCAUAGUGAGCACGGCCUUCGGGAUACACGUUGACUCCAUGAACGACCAGGGAAACAACUUGUACCGGCACAGCAAGGAGGUGGCCUCGUUUCUCAACUCGUGGAAGCUCCUGGCCUUCCGACUGGUGCCGAAACUCAUGCGGCUCUUGGGCGUAAAGUUCCUGUCGAAGGCCACGGACGCGUUUUUUAAGGGCAUGAUCGGGGGCACGGUCAGGACAAGGGAGGAGCUGGGCAUCGCCCGACAGGACAUGAUAGACUCGUUGUUGCAGGCCAAACGCAGCAGGGACCCCGUUGAAGUGACCAACGAGGACAUAGUGAGCCAGGCUUUGAUUUUCCUCAUUGGGGGAUUCGAUACCACGUCGAGCCUCACGUGCUCCUUGGCUUACGCGUUGGCGAGCAAUCCCAAAGUCCAGGAUAAAGCCCAACGAGAAAUCGACGAGCUGAUGCUGGAAGGUGGCGACGGUGUUAUCACCUACGAACGCUUGGGGGACAUGAAGUAUUUCGACAUGGUCAUCAGCGAGACGCUCAGAAUGUACCCACCGACGCCCCUCACCGACAGAUUGUGCACCAAGAGAAUUACCAUCCCAGGCUGCAAGGAGGGCUCCCCGGACUUCAUUGUGGAAGUUGGUACGAGCGUGAUAAUACCGAUGCACGGGGUGCACAAUGAUCCCAAAUAUUUCCCGGAGCCGGAGAAAUUCAUACCCGAGCGUUUUGGUCAGGAGAACCGGGAUAAAGUCACUCCGUUUACGUACAUGCCGUUUGGUCUUGGCCAGAGAAUGUGCAUCGGCAAGCGCUUUGCUCUCAUGGAGAUAAAGAUAUUGUUCGCUCAGCUGUUGAGCAAGUAUAGCCUGAGCUUCGCGGGGAAGACGAGGUUGCCACUCGCGUUGAGGAAGGAUUCGCCGAGUACGAGGUUCGUGGGUGGAUUGUGGCUCAAAUUGGAUAAACGAGACCUGUAG
Molecule: messenger RNA, 1530 nt
Organism: Copidosoma floridanum
Lineage: Eukaryota; Metazoa; Arthropoda; Insecta; Hymenoptera; Encyrtidae
Product: cytochrome P450 9e2 pseudogene
Source: RefSeq, a predicted model, not a curated record